Chiloscyllium plagiosum (whitespotted bambooshark) is the source of this 3516-nucleotide messenger RNA. It is a transcript of the gene klhdc10, whose product is annotated as kelch domain containing 10. Gene Ontology annotation, biological process: positive regulation of stress-activated MAPK cascade. Gene Ontology annotation, molecular function: protein binding. Lineage: Eukaryota; Metazoa; Chordata; Chondrichthyes; Orectolobiformes; Hemiscylliidae. The record is from RefSeq and is a predicted model, not a curated record.
GGGAGGAGAAGAGCGGGAUGUGAGCUGGAGUUUGUGUGUGCGGUAGCAGCAGCAGUGGCGGCGGUUGUUUGAUCAGUGCUAAGGCACUGCUGGCUUCUCUUUUAAUUUAAUUUUGAGGUGGUGGUGUGGGGAGGGAAGGAAGAGAGUGGAGUGGGGGUUUUUAUUUCCCCCGGGUGUCGGGUCGCUUGGCGGCCGCUGUGUGGGGAUGUCGGAGCCGCCGCUUCUCAGUCAGUUCGUGAAGGUAACCGGGAGGCCGCAGGCCGGGCCGCCAGGCUCUAAGAAGAAAGUCAGAUGGUUUCCCGUUAGGAGACUCUUCACACAACCCUGCCCCAGUCUCAGGAUUCCUUACAGGUUUUUAAAGACAGGCUUUACCUCUCCACCUGCUCGAAGUGGACAUCGUUGUGUUGCUGAUAAUUCAAGCCUUUAUGUGUUUGGAGGUUAUAAUCCUGACUUUGAGGAGUCAGGAGGACCGGGUAAUGAAGACUAUCCACUUUUCCGUGAACUCUGGCGAUAUCAUUUUGCUUCUGGCACCUGGCAACAAGUGGGUACAGAGGGGUUCAUGCCCAGGGAGCUUGCAUCUAUGUCAGUUGUUUUACAUGGUAAUAACUUGCUGGUAUUUGGAGGCACUGGCGUGCCCUUUGGUGAGAGCAGUGGGAAUGAUGUCCAUGUGUGCAAUGUUAAUUACAAGCGAUGGGCACUGCUCAACUGUCGAGGGAAGAAACCCAACCGCAUAUAUGGACAGGCGAUGGUGAUCAUAAAUGGAUACCUUUAUAUAUUUGGUGGGACAACUGGUUACGUUUACAACACAGAUUUGCACCGAUUAGAUCUUACAGCUCGGGAAUGGAUACAACUCAAACCAAAUAACCCUCCUAGUGAUUUACCUGAAGAAAGGUACCGACAUGAAAUUGCUCACGAUGGGCAAAGGAUAUACAUAUUAGGAGGAGGAACUUCAUGGACAACGUAUCCGCUGGAUAAGAUACACACAUACAACCUGGAGACUAAUACAUGGGAGGAAAUACAAACAAAACCACAGGACAGAAUAGGUUUUCCUGCUGCCAGAAGGUGUCAUAGCUGUGUACAAAUUGGGCAUGAUGUGUACGUGUGUGGUGGAUAUAAUGGUGAGGUAAUACUUGGGGACCUCUGGAAGCUCAAUUUACAGACUUUCCAAUGGACACGGUUGCCUGCGGAAAUGCCAGAGCCUGCUUACUUUCACUGUGCAGCUGUAACCCCGGCUGGCUGCAUGUACGUGCAUGGUGGAGUGGUCAACAUCCAUGAGAAUAAACGGACUGAUUCCCUCUACAAAAUCUGGCUGGUAGUGCCCAGCCUCUUUGAACUUUGUUGGGAGAGGCUGCUGAAGAGUCUCCCACACUUAACGCAGUUCUCCACCACACAACUACUCAAUCUUGGACUUACACAAGGACUUGUGGAGAGGUUGAAGUGACUGCCAGAGUGAAGAAGGUAGAGAGAGACAAACAGAUGUGGAUUCUGCAAUAUGGAUGAUGGGCAGUGUCGGAGGAAACUGCUGGGAAGAAUACUCCCCAAGGCCUUAUCUGCCAUAAGUGUUAGAUGUCUCAGCUACUUUUUAUUUUAGAAGACCUCCUGUCACUUGCUUGCAUUGUGAUGUGGACUGACCCCCCUCUCCCACCACCUUUUCACAAAGGCAAGUGGAGCCUACUUUGUAAUUUUUUUUUUAAAACUUGUGCCCUGACACUGGAACAGUUCCAGUUUGGAAUUGCAGGUCAGCCUGCCUCUAAAGGAGAGAGUCUGUUUCAGACUGUCUCAUCAAUUCCAACACCUUCAUGUCUCAGCAGUUUUUAAAAGUCCCAUUUAAUUCAAUAAAGUGUCAUUUUUUCCCCUCCCACAAACCAACUUCCAUGAGUGAGGUUUUAGAACUGAUGAUCUCACAUGAAACAGCCCUUUUUAAAAUUUUCUUUCAAAUUUGACAGACCUGCAGUGCAUGUCCAAUAUUUUGUUUCAAUUUCAGAUGUGAAACACUCUUUUCCUUUAUUUUCUUUUAGUAUCUGUUUUGCCAUCCCACCCCACUUAAAUCUUUGUAUCAAGAGCCAAAAACAAGCAAGCGGUUGCCUUAAUAUCAUUUUAAUCACCAAGUACUUUUCACACAUGCAGUGAGUCCAUCCAGAUUGUGUUUGAGCCAUGCUGAUUUGGAUUCAACUUGUUUUUUUAUAAAGCUAUAAUUAUAAGGAAAAAACAUUUCACGUUGCAUUCAUCUUACUGCCAUGCCUUAUAGAACCUCCAUCCCUCCCACAGGCUCUUUCUAACCUGUCAGUAAUUAAUGGGGGGGUGGUGGUGGUGGUUGUGGUUGUGGUUAGGGUCAGUUGAACAUUGAUAAAUUAUCCUUUGUGGAUGUUUAGACAAAAGAGAUUGAGUGGAAAAUAACUGGCUAUUCCAAACAUUAUGGGCAAUCACUUUUCCCUCAGAUUCCUAAUUUUCUGCAAGGGGGAAAGAAUCUCAGACACUUUAUGCAGCUGCAAUAAUGAACUGCAGUGGUGAUAGGUUGCCAACCUGGUAGGUUUCUACAGUACCCUUUCCAUAAUUUGUUACCCUAGCCCACAAAAAAAACCUGCUAAAAGACGACAUUCAACCAAUAGCCCAUUACUCAUGGGGAAUGGAGACAUUUGAAUUGUAAUUCUGGGGUUGGGGUUUGGAUACAGAAACCUGAUCCUAUCCCAGCGAGUUGAGAAAUCCUGCUUUCUAGCCCACCAUGAUGAUGAAGGUGCAUCCUACUCAAGCCACCUUAUCCUCUACUUGCUCAGGUAAAUUGUCUCAUUUCCCUUUACUCACUUCCUCGAGUGUCAUCUAACUCUAAGUCAGUGUACUUUUCAACCCCAUUGAGCCAUAACUCAAUAUGAAAUUAUCAAUGUUUUGGGAAUCUGUUCACUUCCAAUUUGGCCUGGCUGUUACUGUCUUUUGGCAACUAAUUAACCUUUCUCUGGAUAAGCCCAGGAUCAGAUGCAAUUAGUCUUUAAAGUUCAACUCUUGAAACCAAUUAUUUGAAUUAAUUUGCCCAGUGGCUACAGUAACAGCAGCAAUGUAGAGCAUAGCAAUUAUGUUUUGAGUAAUCAGGUUGGUUAAGAUUGAAAGUUGCUAAUUUUACAAGCUGCAAUGAAAAGUAUAUUUAAAAUAAUGAGGUGAUCACUAUGUAGUAUACACUAAGAACCAGCACCAUGCAAACCCAUUCAACUUCUAUCAUGGCAAGUAAUGUAUGCCGAGACUUUAGUAAAUAUGGUGUUCUUUGAGUAACUGUGAUAAGGAUUUGACCUGGUUCUUGUUUUAAAAAGUCAAUUUAUCAGAGGCCUGUUUUCAUGAAUCUGAAGUUUCACUCAAGGCACCCAAUGUAAGUGAAGUACUGAAAGAAAAAAGGUGGUCAGUCCUUGUAUUCUCCAUCUUUCUCACCACCACCACUACUUUGUCCAGGUUUGACUUUUAAAAUCACUGCAAGAUUUUCUUUCUCCCCACAUCUUUUGUUAAGUUAAUAAAAGCAUGGAUAAAUCUGAA